Molecule: messenger RNA, 731 nt
Organism: Nematolebias whitei (Rio pearlfish)
Lineage: Eukaryota; Metazoa; Chordata; Actinopteri; Cyprinodontiformes; Rivulidae
Product: tctex1 domain-containing protein 1-B-like
Exons: 8
Coding region: 36-731 (231 amino acids)
Biological process (GO): microtubule-based movement
Cellular component (GO): cytoplasmic dynein complex; cytoplasm
Molecular function (GO): dynein intermediate chain binding
Source: RefSeq, a predicted model, not a curated record
UCUCCGAGGAGGAGCUAGGUUUCAGGAAGAGUGUGAUGGCUGAUAAAGUCAAAGAGAAGAAGGUCACCAGGCUGCCUGCUGAUGGAGGCAGAAGAAAGAUGAAGCAAUCUGGGACUGAACCAGGGCGGACUGAAGCCCCCUCUAAGAAAACUACAAAGAUGGAGAACGUUGACUUGCUGGCGGGGACACUAAAGGAGGACGAAGAUGCGACAGACGAUCUGCUCCAAGAAAAGCUUCAAAUCAAAGAGAAGGUUGGCAAGCUGCCCGCUGAUGAACCUCUGGGACCCAGAGUCAAAGAAACAACUGGCAAGAUGAAGGAUCCUGAAGGUACUACGCUGUUCUCUGAUGAAUACAAUGAAGACGUGUGCAUCAGAAUCGUAACAGAGAACACCUACCAGCUGGGACCUACUAAACGCUUCCCUGUCAUCGACGCCACCAACAUACUAAGGGAAGUACUGAGCAGUUCCCUGAAAGGGGAGAAAUAUGAAGUACAGCAGGCGCAAGAAUUGUCCCUGGCUCUAUCUGUGGCGAUACGAGAACGUGUGAAGGCACUUAAGAUCCCCAGAUAUAAAAUAGUUGUCCUGGUAACGAUUGGCCAGCUCAGCAGUCAGAGUAUACAAAGCUGCAGCCGCUGCCUGUGGGACUCAACGAACGACACCUUCGCCUCUUACUCCUUCAAGAACAGCUCUCUGUUCGGGGUUGCAUCCGUCUACGCUGUUUAUUUUGAGUGA